Molecule: messenger RNA, 1458 nt
Organism: Synchytrium microbalum
Lineage: Eukaryota; Fungi; Chytridiomycota; Chytridiomycetes; Synchytriales; Synchytriaceae
Exons: 9
Coding region: 1-1458 (485 amino acids)
Biological process (GO): molybdate ion transport
Molecular function (GO): molybdate ion transmembrane transporter activity
Source: RefSeq, a predicted model, not a curated record
AUGGCUGCACUGGCAACAGCACCAAAAGCAGAUGAUGCACCCGCUGAUUACGGUACUACUUCACCCCUUGAGCAUUCAAUUCCUCGUUGGGAUGACAGCUACAGGGGAAACUAUCUCAGUUUCUUAUGGAGGAACUUGACGAUAGCAGAGAUUAGUGGAUCUCUAGGUGACAUGGGCACUCUACUCCCCAUCUUGGUGUCCAUGGCCAAAGCUGGUCAAAUCAAUUUGGCAGCAUCAUUAAUCUUCGGUGGUAUAUUCAAUAUUCUUAGUGGCGCAGUCUUUGGCAUUCCUGUCUGUGUGCAGCCAAUGAAAUCAAUUGCUGCUUACGCGCUAGCUGGUAACCUGACUCAAGGACAAGUCAUGGCUGCUGGAUUUAUUGUUGCUGCUGUAGUCUUUGUCUUGUCAGCUACCAAGACUAUGUUGUUGUUCUACAGGAGCAUUCCUAUGCCUAUUGUACGUGGUAUUCAACUCGGAACUGGUGUCACUUUUGUAUUGAAGGGUAUUGCUACUAUCUCUCAAUCGUACGGUUGGGGCUUCAUGAACUGGCAAUGGAUGGACAAUUUCGUCAUUUGCAUGAUCACAUUCGGAUUGUGUGUUGCCAUGUACCAUGCUCGAGUAAACACCUCAGCUAUCAUCAUCUUCACAUUCGGAUUGUUAGUUGCCUUCCUCCGUGUCUGGCAAUUCUCUCCUGGGAAAUACACGGUACCCGCACCAUUCUCAACUUGGCCUACUGCGAGCGUACCAAGUGCUACUGACUUCCGUAUUGGUUUCGUUAAUGCCGCUUUGGGUCAAUUGCCUCUCAGUAUCCUAAACUCUGUCAUUGCUGUCACCAAGUUGGCCGAUGACUUGUACCCUGAAAAGGCUCAACCAGUUGCUCCCAUCACCCGAGUUGGUCUCUUCCUUGGUUGCAUGAACAUGAUUUCCAUGUGGUUUGGAUGUAUUCCAUACUGUAACGGGUCUGGUGGACUUGCCGGCCAAUACCGAUAUGGGGCACGAACUGAGGUAUCCCUCUACGUCCUCGGUGCAGCCAAACUCAUCUUGGGAAUCCUAUUCGGAUCGUCCUUGGUUGGUAUCUUCACAGCCUUCCCCAACUCUGUACUGGGUGUUAUGCUUGUGUUCUCUGGUAUCGAAUUGGCAUCCAUGGCCAAAGACGCUGGUGGACUGACUCGCGAAGGACAAGAUUCAUUCGUCGUUGUAUUGAUUGGAGGGUUAUCAGCUGCCGGAUUUGCUAAUGAUGGAAUCGGGUUCUUGUGCAGUGUGGCAUGUUUUGUCUUGCUAGCCAUCCAAAGGGCCAAGGAGAGCAUUGGAUCAUGGAGUGGUUUGUUUGCAAGCUGGAGAACUUUUGCUUAUGGCGAGUUCUUCCACAAUGCAUACAUGUUGUGGCGAAACUCGUGGUCCACCGAGAAGGUUGCCACGGGUGAGAAGAAGCACAUGGUCGCGGAGGAGACCACAAUGUGA